Molecule: messenger RNA, 3525 nt
Organism: Mesocestoides corti
Lineage: Eukaryota; Metazoa; Platyhelminthes; Cestoda; Cyclophyllidea; Mesocestoididae
Source: the annotation of a GenBank genome assembly
AUGCAGAAUCCUGACGAUAUCGGAUCUGCUGCCGUUCAAAGCAGUUUUGAUAGUAAUUUCCUCGAUGAGUUUAAGGCGUUUGAGUCUACGCUUACACCGGAAGCCAAUUCGAAUUCUCUAGUGUAUCAAUCGGAAAAUCCGUCUUCGGACCAUGAGAGCGUUUCAGAAAGUUUUAGUGGGUCGUUGGAUACUGUUGGUCCCUCGAAAGCUAACCCUCUAGUAGUGGAGGAUCCGAUUGUAACCUACGACUCAGUAGUCACUCAAAUGGUUGCCAAUGGUAUCAACUGGGCUCCUCCAGAUCAGAAUGUCAACGGAACUACUUCAACGGCUGCUACCAAAGCAAUUAAGGUUUGCAAUGACAAUUUUAAUGGUGAUCGAAUCUCCCGCAUUUCUGAACUGUCUCCGUCCUCAUCAUUUUCUCCUGAGAAACCAGUCAAACUCCGAAACCCUUCGACAUUUACUAGCAAUGGAAGUACUCCAAAAGUUUCUGAAAACUCGGCCAAGGUACAGGAGCUUCAAUCCCAACUGAAUCAGGAAAAAGCUACAAGGAAACAGCAGGAUGACUACAUCCACCAGUUGCAACGCUACUACGACAACCUCUUGGCUAAACACGCAGCAGCCGAGAUGACCAUUGACCAAUUGCGAUUUCGAUCGAAAAUUGGGUGUGGUGUUGACAGUGGCGGCGCCUCUCCGAUGAGUCGUAGUGGUCCGUCAACCUUGCGAAACCAGAAACUUAUCAGCACCUCGCUUGAUACACGCCCUCAUGAUGGUCUCUUGAGAAAUAUUGAGCCCCAGUCUUGUGCAUCACUGGCAAAUCUUCAUGAUAAGCCGUUUGUGCAGUUGCGCAACUCCAAUAAUUCCAGUAUGACCAGCCUUCAGCCUAUGCGAAAAUCAGCAAUCCAGCCUCAGGUCCACCUCUUGCCUCUUUCAGCCCCGCUUGGUCAGCUGAUGCAGUGCCCUUCGAAUGAAUCUCUGGUGUCUUCGCAGCCCACCUUGCCCAAACUGGAUUCUGCUCCUUCGGAACACGAGUUCUUUGAGGAAAGUGAACCUGCAGUUGGCUGCAAUACACCCACUCAACCUGCUGCCAUGUCCUUAGAAGGCCGAUUCAACACUUCUCUCACUGAAAUCUUUGAUCGUCUGAACGCAAUUGAUGCUCACAUCUCAAGUAGCCACAGAGACGAUGUACUCGCUGCAAUUCAACGUGAUCUCAGUGAUCUUAAGCGUCGCUACCUGGCCGAGCAACGCUUACACUCCAGUGGCAAGUUGAUUUUGGCCUUAGCUUUCGUGUAUGAGCCUUUCGACGUGGAGACCGCUAUCGCGUCUCGUAUUAGCCUUCUGUCGGAUCGACUGCAACAAAUGGUCUCCGGCCAUGGUACGCCAACUCGACCAUCGUCUCUCAAAGUCACAAGAGACCGAUGUACAUUGACCACUUCAGUUUCCUCAGGCUAUUCUGGGUCCGAAAACACGCGACACGAGGCUCCGUCAUCAGUCGUAAAUCCAACCAACUUAAACUCAAUUGUGGGUGCAAGCUCAAAGGACAUAGCAGAAACUCACUUUGCUCGACUUCUGGCGCGCUAUAAUAAACUAAAAAUGAUACCCGGUCAUGGGAAGGAUAUAGAGUCGCUUAUUCAACGUAUGCUACAGUUGGCAAACCGAUACUCCAACCAGUCUUCUGUCAUUUUCCCACCUAAAAGUCUCCGCCGCAUGUUUGAAUUGGAUUACAGUGCCCAUUGCAGUAGCACGGGCCCCAGGGAUCACGACUUCUCAUCAUCUCGUCCGUUCCUUCAAAAUUCCUCACAGUCAACUGCUUCUGAGACUGUGAAUGAGGUGUCCUGCAAGGCAGUGCAUGUCGUCACACCGGACAGCGGUGUGCCCCAGACCCCCUCGGGCAGCAGCGGCGGGAGCUCGGCCAGCCACAGCAGCCAAAGAGGCGGGCUCAAGCGACAGGACGCCGCCCUCCCCGCCGAAUCGCGCCGACAGCAGUCCGACAGCGGGUUUUGGGCCACUGACAGCUCUCUGCUGCCGCCGUGCAAAAGCUUCUCUCACAGCAAUACCACUGAGCUUGAAGAAGGUGACGAGGAGGCGGAGGUGGCAACUGCCACCAAUAAUACAACCAACGGCAUGAACGGAAACGGCUUAAUGAAACUCUCAUCUGAAGCGCAGGCAUUAGAGGCGGACAUUCAGAGGCUUCGUCAAGGUAUUGCUAGACUGGCCUCGACCGCGUCUGUGUCCGCUAAAUCCUCCACACUUCAAUACAGACCAAACGAGGCUGGGUCGACGUUGUCUGGGUCAGUCAGCGAAAGGAAACCCCGGAGAAAAACCACCCAGUUCUCACAUCUGGAUGCUACGCCGAAUCAAGUUCAUCUCGACCAUUCGUUGAAACGAACGAGCCGGUCAUCCUCAACCGUUAGGCAAACGCGGCUACCAACAGCAUCGUCUAGUUCUUCGAGUGAAGAUGUGUCUUACCAAGAAUGCAUUCGUCCAAACCGCCGGUCAAAAAGCCGAUACUACGAGCCACCAAACAGUUCAGUACCCCAGUUAGCCGUCGUCGGUUGUGGGCUGAAUCCCCAACAUCGUCCUGCAACCGCUGGUCCAACCCGCACCUACAAUCCCAAGUUCCUCAGGAAGCAGCGACUCCAACCUAGACAAGUGGAUGACACCAGUUCCUCAACUACACUCUCAGGGUUCCAUAGGAGAAGCCGCAGUUCCACUGGUCCUAGGAUUUAUUAUCAGGCCUGCGAGAGUUGUGGCGGCAGUGGGUAUAGCCUCAAUACAAUCGGGAAAUCAGAAGCGGAGGAUAUUGACCCGUUCGCACCUCUGCAUUCCCAUUCUAUAAGCCGAACCCCCACCAUCCGCCUGCCCGUGUAUCCGACUUCCAAUGGUUGGGCGGAACGCGUGUACGGAAUGCGGGAUCUCUGUGACUCAGUUCAUUCUCCGCAAGCUUGGCAUGCUUAUAACACCAUAGGACACCAGCCGUACAAAUAUUACAGGCCCACCGGACGUGCUCAGCUGCAGCGGGGGUUAAGGCAAUCACCCCUACUCCCUGCGGCCUCCUCUCCCUUAAUUCCUCAGAAGAUUAAGCACAGCACGCGACAGUACGCGGAGCCCCCAAAGUUUAACUACAAUUCGACUCCUUCGAGCUCCGAAGACGAAUUUAGCGCCACCCUCUCUGCCUCCGGAUUCUCAAACAAUCGUCGCAUUUUACAAACGGCGUUAUUGCUUACGUGUUGCACAUUUAUGGGGUCCGUGCAAUUGCACAAUAAAAUCACCGUUGGUGAACUCGACAACUGGAUCUAACGGAACUCGACGAUCUCUCAUCAGCAAGCAGCGCCUUUGGCGUGGGGACUUGCGCUGGUGAAGCAACUAACCGACCAAAUGACAAACGCGCCUGUCACCAGCAUCGACACCGUGAUUCCCCCGAUCGACGUCAACCACGUCGGCGCACCCGGUCCCGUCGUCACGAGGCCAGCAGCAGCAACAGUGCACGCUGACAUCUCGCAGCCCACCCCCCAACCGACCUCCUAG